Molecule: messenger RNA, 1350 nt
Organism: Euleptes europaea (tarantolino)
Lineage: Eukaryota; Metazoa; Chordata; Lepidosauria; Squamata; Sphaerodactylidae
Gene: PAX9
Product: paired box 9
Exons: 4
Coding region: 1-1350 (449 amino acids)
Biological process (GO): regulation of transcription by RNA polymerase II; anatomical structure development
Molecular function (GO): RNA polymerase II cis-regulatory region sequence-specific DNA binding; DNA-binding transcription factor activity, RNA polymerase II-specific
Source: RefSeq, a predicted model, not a curated record
AUGGAGAGUCCGGAAUCCGUCUGCGAUCCUAAGGCCGUUGACUCCGACGCCCGCUUCAUGGCCCGGGAACGCCUUGAGGCCGGUUGGGACGAAGCGCCUUCCGAGCUGCUUGGGCGCGAGUGGGAAGAGCGAGCGGGGAUCGGGGCUUCGGGUGCCAGUUCCCUGGACGGGCCAGCCUUCCAGGCCGGUGAGCUGGGGAGGACGGAGCUGCCGGGGACAGAAGGGUCUCCGGGCUGGGCGGCUCCGCGCUCUCGGCCGGGCCUCCCCAGGCCGCCCUCCACCACCUCCUCCUUCUCCUCCGUCACCGCUCCCUGCCUCUCUUUGCUUGCAGAGCCGGCCUUCGGCGAGGUCAACCAGCUGGGCGGCGUCUUCGUGAACGGGCGCCCCUUGCCCAACGCGAUCCGGCUGCGCAUUGUGGAGCUAGCCCAGCUGGGCAUCCGGCCGUGCGACAUCAGCCGGCAGCUGCGCGUCUCCCACGGCUGCGUGAGCAAGAUCCUGGCGCGCUACAACGAGACGGGCUCCAUCCUGCCUGGGGCCAUCGGCGGCAGCAAGCCGCGGGUCACCACCCCCACGGUGGUGAAGCACAUCCGGACCUACAAACAGCGGGACCCCGGCAUCUUCGCCUGGGAGAUCCGCGACCGGCUGCUGGCCGACGGCGUGUGCGACAAGUACAACGUGCCCUCGGUUAGCUCCAUCAGUCGCAUCCUGCGCAACAAGAUCGGGAACCUCUCGCAGCAGGGCCACUACGACUCCUACAAGCAGCACCAGCCCGCCCCCCAGCCCGCCCUGCCCUACAACCACAUCUACUCCUACCCCAGCCCCAUCGCCGCGGCGGGGGCCAAAGUGCCCACCCCGCCGGGCAUGUCGGCCCUCCACGGCGCCGUCCACAUGCCUCGGACCUGGCCCUCCUCCCACUCCGUCACCGAUAUCCUGGGAAUCCGCUCCAUCACAGACCAAGUGAGCGACGGCUCGCCCUACCACAGCCCCAAGAUCGAGGAGUGGAGCAGCUUGAGCCGGAGCGGCUUCGCGGCCCCGCACGCGGCGGUCAACGGGCUGGAGAAGAGCUCGCUGGAGCAAGAGGCCAAGUACAGCCAGGCAGCAAGUGGUCUUCCGACAGUUGGCGGCUUUGUCUCAGCACCAACAAUGGCGCCUUACCCAACACCAGCGCAGGUUUCUCCUUACAUGGCAUACAGUGCUGCUCCUUCUGGCUAUGUAGCUGGGCAUGGCUGGCAGCAUGCUGGAGGCACCCCACUUUCACCUCACAACUGUGAUAUCCCUGCAUCACUGGCAUUCAAGGGCAUGCAGACAGCGAGAGAAGGUAGUCACUCUGUCGCAGCUUCCGCACUCUGA